AUGCUGGGUCGUCUUUUCUGUCUAGGCAGGUUCCGAGAGAUUCUUACACGUGUAAUUCAGCCGUUUUUGUUCAUAUACUUUCCAUCGAUCUUCCGAGUAUCGAAGCGGUGAGUUCUACUGAACCGGCUCCGACCACUACAGCGAGCCCGGAUACGCCCCCAAAGUAUGCUGUUAAGGACGGCGACAACUACUGCAUUCUAUUGCAAGGGAACUUACACCUGUUUGUCCCAUACAUAAACGUAAGCCGCUGAUCUCAUGAACACACACAAUGCCUGAUUUCGUGGCAUUGUAUAAUCUAUCUGGUUCUUACGUCCUUAUAGAUUGCCUACGUUUUGUAAAUUCAUACUUUCAUUUUGACAGAACCAUAUGCCGAUUGCGGGCUGUAUCCUCUGAGACCCCAUCCUUAGACUCCUCAUGUAGGAAAAUGAGAAAUUCAGGCCAAUAGUUGCUGGAACACGAGUAACAUUUCGAAGUAUAGGGACAUUAGUUUCAACAGUCGGCGUCCCUUCUUAAGGACACUGACUUACUUUCGUAUGGAAGAUGUGUUAAUGAAUGCAGUUUGAUUACGUUAUGAUCGCGUCUUUCGACAUCUAGCGGUGGGUGCUGCAAUGUUGCCUACGCUCAAGAGGGAAAUAAGACCAUGACGCCGCGAGCUAUCCCGAUGGAAAACAAAUAAUUCUUCGAUGCAUUUACGAAACUCCGCGCUAACGGUUGUAAAGAAGAAUGGAGCGAAAUAUGCCUGUUUGAAGACGCCUGAUUUUGUAGUUUAAGCAUCGCACUAGGGCCUGGGUUACAAGGCGAUAAGCUGGGCUUCCUCAAGUAUAUCUUUACAGAAUUCCCCUUGUCAUUUUCGUGUUGGUUAUACAUCGUCACAGAACACCAGAAAAACCUCAUUGUAAACCCUUGCUCCUUGUCGGGUCAAUUUGUAUGCAACACGUUUCGCAUAGUUAGUUUUCGGAGACUCUCAUUAAGGCCUUAUCAAAUCGUCAGCAUCUUGAUUUGUAUCUGGUACGCAUUUCCAAGUCAGCCGUUUACCUAGAACAGGCUUGUGCACACAACUUUGAUAAGCUAUGUAAAUCAAUUUGUGCCAGUCCUAGGCAACGCGAAGCUCUGUCUGUACAGGACUGCGGCCAUCUCUGAAGCCGGAUAAAUAUUACAGGCUAGGGCGAAGUGCAAAGCACGCUGUACUCAUACUUUGCAUGCAUGCCUGCACAUCCAGCGGAAAUCCAGUUCUCGAACAGACUUAAGUGAAUACUUUCGAUUCUACUGCCGUGUCAACUUGAGCAUUCCGGCCUCCGGCGACCUGGUGUUUUGCAGGAGGUCGGAACGAACACUUGGUGGCCUCGGUGGUUCCUACAGCGAGGUCCAUAAACCAAAAUGUCUAUACAGCGAUUUCAUGAUCCACAGGGGAAUAUGGCAGCCUGGUCACCAAAGCAGGUAAAUAGAAACCCGACCCAGUGGUGCCGACGAAUGGUAUGUGAGCUAGGCUACCCAACCGAAGACUGACUCUUGUUAUUGAAUGCGGAAAUGUGCUAAGGUUCCUGGCCCCUUAUACCCAAAACCUGACGACACACUACCACUACAACUAGGAUGUCUGCUGCCUAUUUGAAUCCCCGACUCAAGCUUGCGGGAGGUCAAAAUCCCCUCAGUAAACUCUUAACUCGCCACGUAUCACAGCGGGCCACGCGACUGUUCUCGUGGACAGAGUGAAGCGAUCGCUGUCUCACAACAAACGAACCAAGCACUGCUUUCGUGGGAACCCCGGCUGGCUUACGUAGAACAGGAGAGACAUUGUAAUCUUUCUGUCGUCUCCGUGUACGCACUAUCAUCACCGACCGACCAGUGCAAUAAAGAAAUCAACUUGCAGCUGCAAGGACCCACUCCACGUGAUCAUAUAGUUGUUGCUGAAACCUGGAGUGACCGUACUGAACCACGCGACUGGUUGGCCACUUUGGGCCGAUUCCUCGAUGCGACAACGGUAACAGAAUGCUGAAGUUCGUUGACCAGAACCGGCUAUCUGCCACUAUGUACUUCCACCACCGCCGAAAAUAUCUGCUGAUCUGAUAUUCAAACGAUGGUCGUACGGCCGGCCAAAUUUUACUGCACCCUAAACAGUUUGAGGUUCCAUAACUCGAUUCAUGACCGAUGCUUGGUGCCAAAACUGGGAAUGCCGAUGGGUCAGACCAUGCUCUUGUUCUCACAUGCUUGGAAGUCCACAUCUCAUACUUGCACAAAUCACCACAUGCAGGAUGCUUUGAUUUCACGCAUCUAUUACAGUAUAACACACCCGGGGCUCUGAUCGCAGAAGUCCGCUCUUAUUUUGCCUUUCUGGUCGAAGGGACUCAACAGCAAAUGGUCAUUAUUGGAAUUCCCCGUCUGUUAGGCUGCUGGGAGAUUUGUCUGAUUCACUCAGUGGCGCCGCAGUGAGUGAAAUAAUUAAAAAGCCUUCCAAAUUUCUGUCCAUAUAACCUGGACUAGGUCCUGCAACGGUGCUUUAUUCUGUCAACUCUGGGGAAUGACGUCAAAGUCGGCCAGAAGUGACUACUUUAUCUUGACAUAACUACGAAAAACUCGGCGCCUCGGUGGGAUUCGAACCCUCAACAGCAAGAGGAGGCUUUAGUAUAGCUGAUACUCUAGCCACCUGAACUACGAGACCCAACCGACAGACGUGAGUUUAAUCAAAUUUGGGCCAACUUACCCGCCCAACCUACUGCAACUUCUGGAAAUCUGAUAGAGUAAGCCGACUGCCAAAGCACGAUUUCCUAAGUAAUCCAUCUAGAAUCGACCAGGUGACCACCAGGCUCACGUACUCAGUAGGUGUUUUGGCGGAUUUUGAAGAAUUCGUUUUGACCUAACUGUGAAAUGGCUACAAAAAUUAUUGGGCUGAAGUGGUCUCCUCUAUGGAGCCGGCCUCAAAAAUUGGUGACACUUGAGAAUUUCUGCUGAACUAUUUGCUAAGCCAGCUGCCAGUGCUCUUCACUAAGUUACUGUUCGCGACGUGCGUGGUCGCUUCAUUGCUUACUACUCGGCCAAAGCGGAGCUCUGGCGUAAGCACUUCGGACAUCUCAACCACCGACUCCUCUCAUCCUCUCCUUUACGACAGAGUUGUAUUCCUCUAGGCCUUUGUACUAUCGUUUGAACUCUUUGCCCAGAAGGAAAUCGCCGAUGCAGACGUCUGAACAACAGGGCGCCCGGAGAGGACGGCAUUUCAUACAUUUUAGGUCCACACUAUGGCGCCCUGGUUGAGCAAGCGUGAGGAGGGUAACAAGACAAGAUGCGGUAGCUACCGCUGCGCAAGUUCCAUUGACGCUGCAAGGGUUUUUGCCAUUGUACUUCUCAGGCGGUCUUAUAGUGCACGUGACUUUGGACCGAGACCCAACAAAACCGGCAUCCUAACUGGAUGUGGGUACACGGACCGGGUAUUUGCUUUGCAGAGCAUUUGUGGACUUCGCCUUGCCCAUCGCCAACCGAUGGUCGUCUGCCUUGUCUACUUCGCUGCCGCUUUCGACUCACCCAUCGCAAGUAGUAAGAAGUAGUGGAAUUAGAUGGUGUGCCGGCCGGACUAGGGCCUACUGUCGCUUCUCCACUGUCCACGUUCUGGUCCAUAGAAAUCCUCCUCGACCGUUCGAUAUUCAAUCUGGCGUUCGACCAGGUUCCAUUUUGUCGCCCAUCCUGCCCAACUUCGCCAUUGAUUGAUUUAUCAGAAGGACCCUACAUGGUGUUGACGGUGUAGAAUUUGCACCCGAGCGUCGUCUGACCUCGACUACCCUAACGAUAUCCCCUUGCUUGCCUGCAGAUCGUGCCGUCGCAGAUGAAUGUAGUCGCCAGAUCAGCCGAGUUAUCCAUAAGCUACAGAAAGACCGGAGUGUUUGCGAACUUCAUACGUGGCCAGAAGAAUGGAGUCCGCGAAUUAAUAGCCGUCGACUUGAUGGGGUGAACAGUUUCAAGUACUAAUAGAGACAAUAAGGACGACAUCGUCUUCCGAAUUUAUGCUGCUCACAGGGUUUUCCACGAUCCUUCGGAAGUGUCCUUGAAUCCCACGUGAUAUAUCUGUCAUCACAAAAUGUACGUCUACUUGGCAUCCGUCUGACCAAUUUUUCGAUUUGGAGCUGUGCGCACCACUGCUUGAGACAGUUCACACUCGCCGUGUCAACAUCGCGAGGAUAUCUUAGGCCACCAAGAAGGGCGAUCUGGGUGCAUUCUAUUGGUUCAGUCUUGUUCCCAUUAACCCCUAACCGGUGUCUGUGUGGAGACGCUGCAAAGGUUAACUAAAAACCUGGUUCAAUACAGUCUGUAAAUACAUGGAAGUGGUUUUUGGACUUCAGGUACUUAGUCGUCGCCACUGGAGAGGUGAGUGGAUCUAACUCCGAAGAUCCGAUGUCGCAGGCCAUCAUACGUGGAGAGCCACAAUUCGUAACAUCAAGGCUAACUAAAUCGAGCAUGAUUAUAGGUGUUCCAGAUACAAAACGUCGGCGAAAUACGCGUGCAUGGGCUUUCUGCUAGUACCUGUGCUGUUAGUAUGGUAUCACCUUACCCUAAAGAUACAAGUAUCGUCAGCUAGAGGCAGUAGAUUUAUGCAUAGGUAGCUGCUAUUUUUGAAAAUCUUAAUACAUACUUGUUGCACUUCCCUGUAUACCUAUUAAAUCCCCGCAACAACAAUUUUGCACGUCACGGCAUGCCUGACUUCAACACAGCACUUCACAGGCAGUUCGCUACAUAUCACGAUAUGCCAACAUUUUAGCUCACCGAAACAACUACGAAAUGAAUAAAAACAUCACAGAACCGCUCGAGUACUGUGACACUGUUGCAAUUUUUGGUGCCUAACGCCCUACUGCACCGCUAGCCAUAGUCUGGCGAUCGCGGUUCAACGACACCUCUCACUCGUCCAGACUUUUCAUUGCUGUUAAGGAGUCCCUACUUGCAAACAAGUAAUGUGCGACUUUCAUAUGUAUCGUCGGGGCCCGUAAUGAGGAUGCAGCCAUACCGGUUCCUGGAGAUUUUGUAGCGUUAUUCGAGGUUCUCAAUCCAGGAAUUGGCAUGGUCACAGAGGCCGGGGUCUUGCGGGUGGUAUUCCCUGUUCCAAACUCAGACUUUAUACGGGGACGGGGAGGGAUUUUAGCUUUCAGUGCAGCCGUAACAAACCAAACUCACUUGAUAACUGUUUAUCAUUGUCAGUUCACGACUCCGUCUUCUGACUUUGCGGCAUUUUGCAUGAUAGUCAGUGGGCCGGAAGGUUAGGUCGCCACAUAUUUCCAAGACCUAGGAAUGUUAUUAUUUUGUGACUACCCCACGCCGUCACUACUUUUCUGCAGCAGCAUUGUGCCAGCCUGGAGUGUGGUUUGAUUUCCUUGUCUGCCUCCCUUGAUUUCGCUCUCAAGUCUCAUUUUACAUUAUACAAUAACAGUUUUGUUCCCCACCUUCCACGUAAACGCACCAUUUGUUCGAAGAGUUCACACGUCAUCCAGCCUUAAUUUACUUUAGUCCAAGAGUGAGAAUGUUACUGCGACCAUAUCGGUGGACAAAUAUGCAGCCGUAUUUGGCUCCUGUGACGCGACAACUCAGACCCUCAACCUCACAUGGGGUUCGCUCGGCCAGCCAUCGUUCAAUCUUUCUCUGACCUUCUCCAAGUUGCCCAUGUCAGCCUCGGGCACGGAGGAGACUGUUGUGAGCUCAGUCUUAUUCAUCUACAAUGUCAGCGACCCUCUCUUCCCUGACAAUAAGGAAACUGGUACGUCCCUUCAUCUGCUCCUCACAUUUUCCCAAUCACAGUCUGAUUCAGUGGAAAUUAGGCCAUCCCCCCUCUCCCCCUCCCUCCCCCCGGGCGGCGUCCAUCGGCACCUGUCGCCUGACCCCUAUGCUGAGGGCAAGUCGUUUGGCUCAGUGUACGCCGACUAAUCGAUCAAAACGCCUCGUACCGCUGCUGAGUCUAUAUACUGUCGAUGGUACAGGAGAGACGAAGAGUCAGCCAGUCAUGUCCCCAAAACUCCUUACUGAAGCUCGCCUACAUAACUAACUCGUUUCAGUCUGAUAAACGGAGCUGGAUACUCAAGUCCGGGUAUUUUUAGAUAAAAGGGAAGGUUAGCUGGGGGCCGGGACCAGCUUUUGCUUUUGUACAGUUUGUUGUAUGCUAACCUGGAAGCUCGUUGUGGACCAAGAUCAAUCUUUGCUGAAUUAGACUGAUAUCAAGCCUCACAAUAAUCUAAGACCCUUUUGGUGGGUCCGGAAAGUUUUGCCGCAUAGGAAGUACCAACAUUCCAACAACAUGAACACCGGAAUGGGUUCUAGUUUGUGCUAAUCAUCCUUGUUUUGAGCGUCGAUGUGCCGUCUAUUUGUCUGUAAGACCAUCUAUUGUCGGUGUUCCAUUAUCUGGGCAUUCUGUUGCGUUUGCCUUUAGUCAUUGUCAUUUAACACCCUUUAGGGGGCCCGUAUUCAAUAGGCGUCGCGGUACAGACGAUUUUGGAGAUUUAUUCGCCGUACCUGUUCGGUCUGUGGUCAUUCAUAUGCUCUGCUGGUCAGUCUUUAGUCGAAAAGAAUACGUUAUGUCAAUCCCGGUUCACUCGAGGGCGAGUGCGAUCGAAGAGUCCAGUAGUUAACCAGGAUCGGGCGACAAGUUUACUCACCUUACAGCCUUUUAUUGUUGUAGUAUUGGAUUAGGCAGUUAAAAAUUUUUAAAAAUGCGCAUUUCCAAUUGUGGAUUGGGAUCUAUUGAUGCAUCUCGACACCGACGGCAACCAUGACCCACUUUUAUAGUUGUUACAUCUCAGGUAGGCGAUGCGUCAUGUAUGGCAGAUUACGUCACUAUGGUUUAUGCUUCAAGGUUUGUCCUAGUAAAAAUGCUCUUUUAAGUAGUUAAAAAUAAUAAGUAGCAUAUACAGAAGUCUUGCCUUAUCCUCUCGCCCGAAAAAGUUUGCGCAUCUUGUGCUUGUUACGCUUGUCACAUGGUGACCUGGCUUAGUCAUAUUCGUAGCCGAACGAUUGACUGUCUCGAUUGACGAAGGAGAUGAAAUCCCGCCGCAAUUUUCAACCGGGACAGGCGCGCAAGUAUAGUACAUUAUGGUUCUGCCGACUUCAUUUGCGAACUCCUUGGGAGAGUUGGUAAUCGUCGAAGGAUUCUGUAGCUGCUUGACCUAACAUGAACGGGCUUCCCAUCCUAGAUCACCGAAUAAACUGUCUCGUGCGCGCCGACCAUAUCGAUCCUGUUUAUGGCCAGCAGAGUUUCCUCGGACGUGUGCAUCAUACGCUUCAGAUAAUGAGAAGUCCGUAUCAUGAAAGAUAGUGCUUCAAGCGUGAACUCCGAAGCCGCUGUCUGAAAGUUUAAUUUGGCCGAUCAGUCAGCCAGCCAGCAACUUGUGCCUUUUGACUAGUCUCAGGCAUUUGACAGUAUUACAGCAUGUUACUCCUAAUCAACCUCUGUCCUCUUUUCUUGAUUCAGGCAUCAGGCGGGCGGCCGGUACGGGUCCCUAUUUCAACACGCCUUCCACGGCCUUCUUCACCUGCGCGCCCCAGCAGAACAUCACUCUAGCGGGCGAUCCUAGUCCGAACGUUUUGUUUGGCCUGGCGGCUCUGCAAAUGGAGGCCUUCCGAAACUCCACGAGCACCGACUUCUCCGGUCAAUGUAAGUCUUUUUUCUGACUUUGAAACUGCGCUCUACCGCUCACUCGUCCGUAACCUUCUCUUCUGACCCCAGCUCUAACAUGCUGCCACCCCAUGCGGCACUGCAUGACCGCGCUGUCUUUUCGGUCAGGGCUCUGUGCUGUGAAAACCCAAGAAAUGCUGUCUGACAGUUUGACGACAAAAAGACAGACCUACCAUAAGUGGAAGUGAGCAUCGCUGCUUGGUGGCGAACGGGAGGGUUUCUUUCUUCACGCCCUGAAUGAUAAUUUGACUCGUGGGACAAAAGUGCCCGCCUGGCCUACGUUAGUCGUUGACAUCGGUACGGGGUCUACUGGCGGCUUAUAGUAGAUUUUUGCGUGUUUCGGCUUCGAUUGGUACUCAGAUAUGGAUCGGAGAUCUUAACGAAUUGUGUAGGUAACCUCAUAAGAUUUCAUUGUGCCCUUUGUACUUACUUGCGCUUGGUACGGCUGCUAUCAUGUCUGAUCUAGUCGGCCGUGUUGAUGUCACGGACUGUGUACUUCUUCAAGCGUGACAGUCCGCGGCAGCAGAUCUGGAUAACUCAACCCAUUUUCUUCGCCAGCGACGGAGGCAAAAUACCGAGGGUCCGAUGACGUUGUCACCGGUGUUCUAAUGCAGUGGACAGAAAAGACUCUAUGAGGACACGUUGAGGACGUUCCCAAAGUACUUCUAAAUUAGCCGAGACCUGGAAAACACUUGCAGAGGACCCGCGCACAUGACGAAUAGCCAUGAAAACUGGGAACGGCCAUCUUUACCACGAACCAAAUAAUGGAGAAGGGAACAGCACGUAAGACAGGAGUGAUGCAAACCAGUUCUGCCAACGAUUAUGCCUUCCCUUUCAUCCUUCUGCGCUGCCAGCUGACGUUCAGGAUUCGGAUCGACUUAAUCAAACACUUUCGGAUCCACCACGCCCAAUCAAGCCUUUGCACUAUAGAACGUCACCACCAAUGAAAAAACUACCAUCUGCCUUCACUGUAACGUCGUGUUCGCAUGUCGGCUCGUACUGGCUGGACACCUUCACGCACACCCCCCCCCCCCCCCCUCCUCCAUAGUCAGGACGCCGCCAACACCGUGCCAAAUGUUUCCGUUGUGAGCACAUAUCGCAACCACAUGUCGGCCUGUCCAAGCAGCUGUUAAACCAUCGCAACACAACUGACUAACGCCCCAUCUGGUUAGAUGCACACACGUUCGCUGCUCAGGCGUCUUCUGACUUUGCUAGCAUCAGAGACGAUGACCAAAUUACUGUUUGCGCUCCGCCACGUAGUAGAUGCGCUAGGCCAACACAGGAGCUAGAUUGCAGUCAGGUGGGUGUUACAUGGAAUGCGCACCCAUAGCAAAUGCCAACAGUGAGGGAGUCGUGCAGGCCCACGCUGUGCCAAUUAGGAUUCUUGUCACCCCCUUUUCUUUGGUUGGGUAAGAUCCUAGUCAGUGUACGUUUUGAGCCAGACAGUGUGGUGGUACGCCUAGUUGCGGGUUUCCGCUGUACCAUUCACCUGCGCCCUCUCCCGCCUCCGGUAUUCUUGACUCUGCCAUGACACCGGAUCCGGGCGGAUGAGGAGGAGGGAGUGCGGUAGAUGCUGCGCAAGUCUGCUGUCGCUAUUAACUAAUUCGCGGCCAUGUCGCCGUCCGUGCUCGGUGCUGUGGAGCACAUGGUGGAUGUCGUCGGAGACAGCGGCCGAACUAUCGUGCUGCAAACGUUGGGCGAAGGUUUCCACGUCACAUCAACCGCUGUGCUCGGUUUUAUCAGAGUCGACCGACAGGCUCGGACAGGUCACUGGCGGGGGUGAGUGGGGCUGAUGCGGAAGUGGCCUUGCCACGGCAUGCUAAAAGUUGUGCGUCAGGAGAUUGCCAACUGUUGGGAUAGCUCAUUUCUUUGGAGAGUAGGACUGUCUUGACAACCUAAAGAUGUGAUAUUUAGAAUUCUCACUUGUGCAUUAUCCAGUACUCCCCUCGCGCAUGCUGCAUGUGUCGGGGAAAGCGGACAAUAAACUACGUUGAUAGCGAUUUUGUCUUUCGGGUCGCAAUAUGUUCCUGGUGGUGUAACGUCAUAUGGUCUAUCCGCGAAAGACUUUUUGCUUUAUAAGAAACCCUCAAGCACGUGAAACGCUUCACUCCCAGGAAGGUGGUACGCGUUAUCGACUCCAUAGACGCUUGUUCGGAAGUGUAUGUGAGGAUCAGUUAGCUAUUGUCUUCCUCAGGCCGUUCCCGCGAGCUUGUCGCAGACACUUCCGUCUUGUGGAAGUGAUGGAAGAUCAACUGCCGGUAGAGCUUAAGAUACGACAAAAGAAGUAACAAAGGACGGGACUUGGAUCGAGAAUUAUUUUUGCGACGGUUUUUCAUAUUGUGUAGGAGCAGGUUUUCUGUUAUUGAAAUCCGUUAUUCGGUAGUACGAUUGUAGAAUCUUCACCAUGUGUUCCGGUUUGUUCCUGCAUGCGAGCCAUAAUUCCAGAACUACCAGCGUCUGAUUUCGUCUAGCCCCGUUUUUAAAUCCGUUGUUUAAUGGCUACACAAUAGGUGCGACUGCAUUCCAGAAAAUAGGCCAAGUACGUCUCCACAUUUCAGUGCGUGAAAUUGCGCCACUGGUAUUUGAGCUGUCUUAGAUGUUAGGAUGGUCCACGAACUCCAUAUAGGUAAAGUCGGCUGCAUUGCUUACCAGAACAGCCAAACUUUAGUCACGGUCGCGGAUAGCACUGUUUAACGAGGGCCAGUGAUGUGCACUGUUUGCCGAAAUAAGUGGGUUUUCGUCUACGUAAUUAUCACUUAUAGUCCACUCAGUUAGGUGAUACUGUCAUACACCGAUGUUCCCAGAGCUAGUGUUAAACAUCGUUUCAUCCUCUAUCCCAGAAAUAGCAUGAGUAAACCAUGCAGGCGGGUAAGCUUGCGUGAACUACAGUCAGUCAUCAGGGGUCAGAUGGUGACAGGUAACCUCUGUCUGUCGAAAGGCCUCUAUGCACGGCUUCAGUUUCUGCUCAGGUGUCUCAAGAGCAACCUUUUGCCAAAAUGUGUUUCAUACAAACUCCUGGUAAAGGCUUGUAUGAUUUGGUAGGGUGUUAGAGUCUGGAGGGCAGUCAGGUCCUAAUUAUGUCGGUGAGGAAAUCGCUUUUUUGGUCAGAAAUGUGAGGGAUUAUGAAGGCGUCGCUGAUAGCAAGCAUUCAAGUAUUGCCGUACGGUGAGAAAUCACCUGCCUUCAAGAGUUGACGAAAUAUCGUACUAGGUCUUCCUCCUCUACCCUACAGCUUACUACCAGAACGGACUAGCCAAACAUGAUCCAUUUUUCGAAGCAGACGCCCUCCGAGAUUGGUGAUUCACGAAUCUUGAUAUCCUUGAAACAGUUAUCUCAAGACAUUAUCGAUAAUCUUGGAUGCAUUCUACUAGAAGUUUGCGUUGUAAUCUCUGCCUGUGAAGUUCAAUCACAUCAUUGCCGAUUGAAACAAUAAAUAUGCCUGGAAUCUCUAGCCAGACCCAUUUUUUCCCAAACCGCUGUCUUCUAGAAGGGGGAUUAGGCGAAUUGUGCGACUGUCGCGACAUGACAGUUCGACCUUAGUGACCGACAAUGCCCACCGUAUGCUCCACAGCAGGGUGAGAGCAGAGAAAGUGAUUUGCGUGUGAGUUAGUUUAAAUUAAUAGUGGACUCGUGCAUCAUCUGCCACAAUCUCUCCUUCAUCUGAACCCGCGAAAAUCCAAGCACUGAGGACUCGCCGGCAACAGCGGGCUUUGAUUCCGGUGGGGCUGUAUCCAAUGCUGCACUUGGACUGACCAAUUUAAUUUUCUUCUUCAACUGCUCCUCCAAAAUCGCUAUCUUUUCCGUAUAUGAUUCGAGGAUUGUUUCAUUGUCUCCAACAGGGGUAGAAUAUCUGUCCAAAUCAGAAGCUGACAGAGAUUUCUGCGACUCCCGUUUCUGAAUUUGGUUAACUUUGCGGAGUACAUUUGACCGCCACCUGUUGGCAUGUUCGCGUAACUCACACAGAGUCUGUUGAACCUAGCCGCUUUAUAGCCCGUCUAGAUUCAGUCGCCUGAGUUGGCUUACUUCGUGCCGCCCGUACGUGGAAACGGUGUAAAUGAGAGCAGAAUUGUACGGAAACACGGUUCUAUAAUUGGCAUGAUUAGGAAACUCUAAAUGCUACACUUACAACCAGAUGUCUCCAGGCGUACAGUCAGAAAGAUGUGGCGUAUAGUCCGAAGGUUAGUGUCAAGUUACGCGGGAAGAAGACGAGAGAUUCAAACAAAUAGUACGAGGGUUGGAGAAAAACAGAACGACGUAAUUUUCCGAGGCAAAAAAGUGUACGCUAAAAGGUGUCAAAAAGGGACAACAUACAUGGGGCCACACAAGGGGGAUUAGGCGAAUUGUGGAACUGUUGCUACCGACAAUGUCCACCGUGUGCUACACAGCAGGGUGAGAGCAGAGACAGUGAAUUGCGUGUGAGUUAGUUUAAAGUAAUAGUGAACUUGUGCCGCGUCUGCCGCAAUCACUCCUUCACCUGGACCCGGUGUCAUGAUAGAGCCAAGAAGACCGGAGUCCAGAGAGGACGAAAGUGGUCGUUGCGACAAAAACCCGCACCUAGGCACACCACCAUACCAGCUCGGGUCCCACGAAAAGGGACUCACUCUAACAGCCUCCGGGGCGGGGCGAGGGAAUGGGGACGUGAGUUGUUGUUUUUUUGAUUGCUUUGACCGCGAGUUUUGCAUCCACGAGUCACUCAUACUAGCAGGUGGUGUGGCUCUCCAGCACUUUUUAGGACACCUUUUCUAGCCACUCCCCAGCGAGUUGGUAAGCAAAACUAACCAUAUAAAUAGGUCUUUCUCAGGACUGAAAGGCAGGCUGUAAUAAUUCCUUCGCCACGUGGCCUUUAUGGCACUCCAACUGAUGUGACUCCGAGCCGUCCUCGUGAAAGUCUGGUCUACGCUAUGGGGCCCAGGUCGUGCGUGUCACACGCAGGCGGCUGUUUAUCUUGGCUAGCCACUACGCCUACGCCCACCUCCGAUCGUCUUAACACUGAGUAAAGCUUACUUAUAUGGCUCCCUAAACAGGACAUGCGAAUUGGGAUGCUCUACUUUAAGUAAUAAAGCUUGCCCUGUGCAUAAUUCCAGGAAAAGCAAAUAUCGCCUUGUCUUCACCCUUGCGACAGUUCGAACGUCGUUGCCGACGAUGUCCACCCUGUGCUCCACAUCAAGGUGAGAACAGGGACGGUGAUUUGCGUGUGAAUUAGUUUAUAGUGAAUAUAGACUUGCCGACGAUGUCCACCCUGUGCUCCACAUCAAGGUGAGAGCAGGGACGGUGAUUUGCGUGUGAAUUAGUUUAUAGUGAAUAUAGACUUGCACAGCAUCUACCACACUAUCUCCUCCUCCCCACCUGGGACCGAUGUCAAAACAGAGUCAAGAAGACCAGAGGCGGGGAGGGCGUAGGUGGGUGGCACGGUGGAGCCUGCACCUUGGCGCUCCGCUCCACACCCCCUGGUCCACACAGCAAAUGACCAGGAUUUGACCAACAAUAACAAUGGGGGACGGCGAGCGUCCCAGUGUGCGCGACGUCUGCCGGCAACCGGGUCUGCCACCGCAUCCCGAAAUGUGUUGGCAUUUGUUAUGGUGCGCGAAUCCGACAGCGCCUGCCAGAAUCCGAUAUGGCCCCCGUGUUGGUUCAGCGCAUCUACCACGUGGCCCGUUUGUGCCCCACCCUGGCCCUAACAUAAGCCUAAACUGUGUUCCUAGUCUUAACCUUAACCCCACCCUGGACCCCAUUCUGGUGGUUAACACUAAUCCACAACUUUAACCCCAAAGUUGCUCCCAACUUCCCUGACGUUAACCUUAGCCCUAACUUUAAACCUUAUUCUCGACCUACUCCUAAACCUUACCCUGAUUUCCCUGGAAUUUGGCGCAAAGCCACCUGUAUUGCUGGUGGUUCGUGUUCUCAUGUUCUGCCUAGGGGGUCAUAUGAGUAAUCUUUACCUGAAGUUGUCCUGUCAUCGGAGCCUGGUGAAUGAGGGAAGAGUGGUUGCGAUAGAUUCAGCACAACUCUACCCUACCAUAAACUAAUUCGCGUGCACGUUACAGGUGCUGAACCCACUUGGUGGGGCACGCGGUGGAAGGUAUCACUUUCGGCGGUCGAAUCGAUGGUUUCUCAUGUGCGUACUUUCCUUGUUUUUCAGCCUUUGACUGCGUCCCAGCGGUUCCCAAGGACAACACUAUUGCCAUUGCCGUCGGUGUCUGCUUCGCUGUUCUGAUUGUCCUUGCGAUUGUGGUGUUUUUGAUCGGCAACAGGCGUCGGGCCCAUGGCUACCAGAACAUCUAG
Messenger RNA from Spirometra erinaceieuropaei, 13918 nucleotides. NCBI's taxonomy places the organism in Eukaryota, Metazoa, Platyhelminthes, Cestoda, Diphyllobothriidea, Diphyllobothriidae. The record is from the annotation of a GenBank genome assembly.